AUGCUGGCAGUCAAAAUGCUGAAAACUAUUGAGUUGCCUGUCAAGCGGGGUCUUCGCUUUGCAAGUUCUGCGUCGAGCAUUAGACCGCCGUACUACGAUGUAGUGGUUGCUGGAGGAGGUGUUAUGGGCUUCUCGACCGCCUAUCACCUCGCCAUUUCCGACCCAAAGCUUACGAUUGCUGUUGUGGAGAAGGAUCCUAGCUACAAGUAUGCGUCAGCAGUUCUUUCGGCUGGCGGAAUUCGUCACCAAUUUUCCGAGACGGAAAAUAUUGAAAUGAGUCUCUAUGGCACUGAAUUUUUGCGUCAUAUCGGCACAAAUUUGAAAGUGGAUGGUUACGACACUCCUGACGUGCAGUUUGUCGAAGGUGGUUACAUGUUUCUGGCCAGUGAGCAAGGCCUGGAUGUACUUCAUCAGAAUUACGCUACACAGAAGGCCACAGGUGCAGAUGUGCAGCUGUUAGACUCUGUAGCACUGAAGAAGCGAUUUCCAUGGAUUAACAGUGACGGUGUCGAACAAGCUAUUUUGGGUGUCAAAGACCAGGGUUGGUUCGAUCCCUGGGCUUUAUUGAACGCUAUGAAGCGUAAGAGUGUGGCACUGGGUGUAAAUGUGCUCGAAGGCGAGGUCAAACACUUUGACUUAAGGGGACAAAAUCAAAUCGAAAAGGUGCAUAUUGAGGUCAAAAAAUCAUCGGAUGGCAACGGCAUGCGCUAUAACUCGGUCCGCGCUGGUGUUGUCGUGAAUGCGGCAGGCUGCUGGUCAAGUAAAUUGCUUGAAGCUUGCGGCAGCUUUGAUUAUCCUGUAAGGCCGCGUAAGCGCUCCAUGUUCGCCUUUCACUGUGAUGCCGAAGAGAUCUGGAAGGGAGAUGCGGCGACACCUCUUGUUGUGGAUCUCAAUGGAGUUUAUUUUCGCCGGGAAGGUGCAGGUGGUCGAUUCGUCUGCGGGUGGUCUCCAAAUCCCGAGGAUGACUACGACGGGCAGACCACCGACGAGCUUGAUUUCCCGGAUCACAAUCACUUUGAGGAGAAAAUCUGGCCUACAAUAGCACACCGUGUUAAGAGCUUCGAGGCUAUUAAAGUGCUGAGUGCAUGGGCUGGAUUCUAUGAUUACAAUACUUUCGACCAGAAUGCAAUAAUCGGCUUGCAUCCGGAUGUUCCUAAUAUGUAUGUUGUCAACGGCUUUAGUGGUCAUGGCUUACAGCAAUCUCCGGCCGCCGGUCGUGCGAUUGCUGAGCUUGUCAUCCACGACAAAUUCCAGACGAUUGAUUGCUCACGUUUCAGCUUUGACCGCAUUCGUGCUAAUGUUCCGUUCUUGGAGCAGGGGAUUGUCUAG
Molecule: messenger RNA, 1329 nt
Organism: Plasmopara halstedii
Lineage: Eukaryota; Oomycota; Peronosporomycetes; Peronosporales; Peronosporaceae
Product: fad-dependent oxidoreductase domain-containing protein 1
Exons: 3
Coding region: 1-1329 (442 amino acids)
Cellular component (GO): cytoplasm
Molecular function (GO): oxidoreductase activity
Source: RefSeq, a predicted model, not a curated record